This is a messenger RNA of Acaulospora morrowiae, 495 nucleotides long. The record is from the annotation of a GenBank genome assembly. Lineage: Eukaryota; Fungi; Glomeromycota; Glomeromycetes; Diversisporales; Acaulosporaceae.
AUGAAAAAUUCAAAAAAAAAAUCCAAAUCGAGCAAUGUCAAUCUGCAGUUAAAUAGUGAUAAUAGUAAUGAGAUCGAUGAAAUAUUUUCGGCAGCAAAAAAUAAAAAAGCGUCUUCUCGUUCUUCACCCGUCCGAGAAGCAAAAUCUCAAACUACUAAUUCGAAAGACACUGCACCUGAAUCUCCUUCCGCGAUAUCAACUAACGAGAGAAUUGACGAUGAUGAAAAAGAAAAAUUAAAAUCUUCAAAAGCUAAAGAAUUUGUGUUCAAGGUACCAGCCAUACCUGACCGUUCGAAAUCGAAUAAACGAAAAUUAAUACAGAAUGAUGAUGACGGGUUCAGUGACUCCCGAGGAACAAAGAUUCGCAAGUCGACUGAAGAUGGAUUCGCUAUUUAUAAUGCCAACGAAUUAAACAUUGGAAAUGGUGGAGAUACACCGCUGUGCCCAUUUGAUUGUGAUUGUUGUAAGCAUCUUCCAGAACUCCAAUCAUGUUGA